AUGGCAGCUAAUAUUCCGACGCUUGCUCUAUAUGUUGAUUACCAAAAGGCUUAUGAUCGUGUAUGGCAUGCUGCUCUCCUCUGUAAACUAGAAAAAAUGGGUAUGCCUUUCAACUUAUUAAAAAUGACUAAUAGUUGGUUAGAAGAAAGAAAAGCUUACGUAGAAUAUGGUGAAAAAACUUCGAAAAUAUUUAAUAUAAAUAUAGGACUGCCGCAGGGUAGUAGUCUUAGUCCGUAUUUAUUUAUAGUGUUUCACUCAGAUCUAACAAAUUAUCUAGGAGCUCAUUCAUGUCAUUUAUUUGCAGAUGACCUGUGUGUAUUAAUUAAACCGCCAAUAAUGAAAAAAUUAGGUUCGAUGAUUGACUACUUAGAAAAAGAAGGUACAAGAGUUUGUAAUCAGGUUUUUAUGUACUCAAAAAAGUGGAAACAGCCGUUAAAUGUUUCUAAAACCGUAAUACAAUUAUUUCACACACAAGUUAAAAGACCGAUCGUAAACGUAACAAUAGACGGGAACAAAAUCGAGUUAGUCAAAGAAUUCAAAUACUUAGGAUUUACUUGGACGGAUAAACUUUCGUUGAAACCAACAGUCGAUAAAAUCAUAGGAAAUAUUCAGAGAUCGCUAGGAAAACUGAAAUGGAUAAAAUCUGGUCGUAGAAUGUCAUGUAAAGCGCUCCGUCAAUGUUUCUUCGCGUACACUUUUCCGCAUUUUGCGUGGUUAUUUCCCCUUUUCCCUCUUCUACCAGUAUCUCAACAACAUGUAUUAGAACAAAAAUUCCGAGUAGGUCUUCGGUUGGUGCAUCGCUGUCCCUUCGUUUCUGCGCAUAAUCUAUUGAAAGUCACUUCUGAACAGCCCUUACAAUUUUAUGUAAAAAAAUAUAUUCAACGCAGAUUGAAAACCAUGUUCAUAACUGAUCUUGGUUCUUCUGCCUUCUAUGAAGAUAUAUUUGGCUGGGAUAAUUUUUGUAAAAGGAAAAACGAUCAUCUUGGUCAUUUUUUUCGCACACGUCGUGUGCGGCAAUUGAAAGAUCGACACGAAUCGUUCCUUUUAACGUGGUUGGCUUUUGUUGAUGCGAAUUAA
Molecule: messenger RNA, 1077 nt
Organism: Rotaria socialis
Lineage: Eukaryota; Metazoa; Rotifera; Eurotatoria; Philodinida; Philodinidae
Source: the annotation of a GenBank genome assembly